Messenger RNA from Pochonia chlamydosporia 170, 1155 nucleotides. Its product is annotated as corA-like mg2+ transporter protein domain-containing protein. The transcript has 5 exons. The record is from RefSeq and is a predicted model, not a curated record. The coding region runs from base 1 to 1155 and encodes 384 amino acids. NCBI's taxonomy places the organism in Eukaryota, Fungi, Ascomycota, Sordariomycetes, Hypocreales, Clavicipitaceae.
AUGUACAGAUUUUCGCCUCUCGAUCUUUCGGGAGAUCGCACGCUUCUCGGACUAUUCCAACAUUAUGGCAUCCCGGCCGAUUUCCUCACCGAAAGACUUCGCUCCGUGACACAGGCCAAUAGUACACGUAUUUUGCCCGACGGAUCUCGAGCUUCAUGGUUCCACUACCUUUGCAAGAACCUGGAUGUUGGUUAUCCUACCCAGAAGCCGCAUUCAGGCUAUACUUCUACCGGUUUGGAGAUUAUAGAACUUCAUGGAGACAACCAGGUGCGGUCCAAGCAGUUCAAGAACGAUAAUUGGACUUGGCUUCGCAGUGCCUUUUUCCUGAAAAGUGGUGGCUCAGAAAUUAGACUCGAAAAUGGUCCAACUUCCAAACCAUGUACAACUUUGAUUUGCUUCGGCGCUCCAAAGUCUUUGGAAAAGAGGUUCGAAGACCUUGCAACCAGCCCAAGUUGGACUCAAUGUGUCGAUGCGCCUUACAAUUUGUUUGUGAUUGUGCUCGACGAACUCUUUCUCGAAAUGGAUGAGCAAGCCUGGAGACUCGCUGGCGUAUUCCGCGGCGUUGAGACUGCAGCCAUCACGAACGCCAAGAAAACAUUGGAAGUUUGGAUAACGCCCUCGCGACAAGACAUUACCGGACUACAUAAUAUCGCAAAGCAUUGCAUAUACUUGAGAGAAGCAUUUGAUGCCGUAAUUAUGACUGUUGAGGGCUUGAUCGAACAGCACCUUGGGGGUUACCCCGAAACAUCAGAGCGUGAGUCGACGAGUUCGAUGCUCAAGUACAAAUUGGGGCUUUUCCGUGCUGUCAAUUUGCGACUGGCUAGUUUGGAUAAGAGAAUUAGCAAUAUUCUCAGCUUGUCUUUCAAUCUGCAAACUGCACAAGACAGCAGAUUAAUGCAAAAAGACAGCAACACAAUGAAGUCGAUUGCCGUAUUGGCUCUCGUAUUCUUACCUGCCUCAACUGUUGCUGCAAUAUUUAGCAGUCCCUUUUUCUCAAUGGAUGAUGCGGUUUCUCCUCAAAAGUUUAGAGUGUCAGGGGAGCUCUGGAUCUUUUGGAGCAUUGUCGCCCCCAUGACUCUGGCAGUGGUGGCUAUGUGGCUGGCAUAUGACCGCAUGGCCGUAAGAAGGUGGGAGAAGGAUCUUCAGAGCCAUUGA